AUGGACUCACGAGACGAGACGAUAUCGCGGGUUCCCGUCGAUACAACAGAAACUUCGAAACAGCAGCACUUUUCCAAUGAAAAGCAAGCACACGAUCGAGAGCAUGGCCUCUAUGAAGAGCCCAACGCCUCUCUUCCCGCCACCAUCAACGCCGCCUACGACUGGACCGGCCCCGACGACCCAGACAACCCUCGCAACUUCUCCGCCUCGCUCCGCGUCUUCAGCACCAUCGCCAUCACCAUGCUCGCCAUGAUCGGCACAGUCGCUGGGUCCAUGUAUGCUCCCGCCCAAGACGCCGUCGCCUCGUCCUUCCGCUGCAGCCGCAUCGUCGCCGUGCUUCCCCUUUCGCUGUACAACCUCGGCCUUGCAUUCGGGCCCAUGGUUGGCGCGCCUCUUUCCGAGACGUAUGGCCGCAAGUCUGUGUUUCUGAUCUCGACGCCCGUGUUCGUGCUGUUCAUGCUCGGAUCGGGCUUCAGUCGCUCGGUGGCUGGGCUGACGGUCUGUCGGUUCUUCGCGGGCGUCUUUGCUUCGCCAUUGAUUAACAAUGCGCCUGCGACGCUGCUCGACUUUACGCCGCCGCGGUACAGGGGCGUGAGUUUGGGAGGAUACUACGCCGUGCCGUCCUUUGGAGCGGCCUUGGGGCCUUUGAUAGGAGGGUUUGUUUUGCUUGUCAAGCCAUGGCAGUGGACGCAAUGGAUCUCCAUCUUCAUCACGGUUGCGUUCUACAUCCCUGUGUGCUUCACGCGCGAGACCUACAAAAAGGUCAUUCUCAAACGGCGAGCCACGCGUCUGGGCCUACGAGACUCGGCCUCACAGCGGACUUCCCCCGGACGAGCGUUUCGGCAUUUCUUCACUACGCUGAUCCAGCGGCCGCUGCACAUGCUUUUCACGGAGCCGAUUGUUACCCUCGUGAGCGUCUACAACGGGUUCUUGUUUGGGCUUUUGUACACGUUUGUCGUGUCUGUGCCUUGGAUAUUCAGGCACUACUACGGAUGGUCGGUGGAGAGCGAGCCGCUGUCGUAUCUGGGGCUGAUGUGCGGCACGGCGGCCGCGGCGGCGCCCCUGAUUGUGAUUGACCUGCGGUAUUAUCAGAGGCGGUUGACGGCGUGGCAGAUGGAUCACGACGAGGACGAGCCUUUGCCUUCCGAGAACCGCCUCAUGUCUGCUCUGAUAGGAAGCGUCAUGCUGCCGAUUUGUCUGUUCGUGGUGGGCUGGACGGUGCAAUUCCGCGUGCACUGGAUGGUGCCGAUCAUCUUCCAGGGCCUCGUCAUGCUGUCGUCGCUGCUGGUCUACGCGGGGGCCAACCUCUUCAUGCUGGACGCGUACGGCCCGCUGUACGGGGCGUCGGCGUCGGGCGCGAUGAUGUUCAGCCGGUACUUGCUCUCGGCGGCGUUUCCGCUGUUCGCGCUGCGCAUGUAUGAGAGUCUUGGGGCCGGGUGGGCGACGAGCGUUCUUGGGUUUGUGACGUUGGUGAUGGCGCCGAUACCGUGGUUCUUUAGGGCGUUUGGGGAGAGGUUGAGGGGGAGGAGUAAGUAUGAGAUGAGUACUUAG
Messenger RNA from Trichoderma citrinoviride, 1551 nucleotides. Its product is annotated as MFS general substrate transporter. Bases 1 to 1551 code for a protein of 516 amino acids. Gene Ontology annotation, molecular function: spermidine transmembrane transporter activity; spermine transmembrane transporter activity. Gene Ontology annotation, biological process: transmembrane transport; spermidine transport; spermine transport. The record is from RefSeq and is a predicted model, not a curated record. The transcript has a single exon. NCBI's taxonomy places the organism in Eukaryota, Fungi, Ascomycota, Sordariomycetes, Hypocreales, Hypocreaceae.